Oldenlandia corymbosa var. corymbosa is the source of this 2653-nucleotide messenger RNA. The record is from the annotation of a GenBank genome assembly. NCBI's taxonomy places the organism in Eukaryota, Viridiplantae, Streptophyta, Magnoliopsida, Gentianales, Rubiaceae.
AAAAAAUCAAGCCAUGAGCCAACAACACCAACAGUCAGUCAAAAAUUAAUCCCAAACAACAAAACAAACCCAUUAUUUCAGCCCCACUUUUUUGUUUUUGGGCCCUUUGUUUUUUAAUUCUUGGUGUCAAAUCUCAAUACACAAUUCUACAAUUCCCCAAACUUUCACCACUUUAGGCCUUUUUUACACUGCUCUCUUUUAUCAUCUCCCUGCCAUUUUCCCUGGGAACGAUCAAAAACAAAAAAUCUCCCUGCCAUUUUUCUGCCACCAUUUUCAGAACUUCCCUACUGAUGCUGGAAUUUCUCAUUUUAACACCCCCAUUCUCUCUCCUUAGCUGUUGAUUUUUUUACCCUUUUAAGUUUUAAUCCAAUCUUUUCGAUCUGUUGUUGCAUCUUUAAAGCUCUUCUCAUUUUGUUGCUAGUAUUUUUGUAGUACUGGCUUUACCAACCAUGGAAGCUUUCAGCUUAUUGAAAUACUGGCGGGGCGGCGGCGGCGUUUUCACCCGCGACGCCGUUUGCAACCAGUCCUCCUCCUCAUUUUCUUCUUCCGGUAGCACUACUAUAGUCACUACAGUCACUCCGAAUUCUUCCUCCUCAUCGGACUCCGAUGACGAGGGUAACGAUGAUGGGCCAUUUUUUGACUUGGAAUUUACUCUCCCAGAUGACGACGAUGACGAAAAGGACUCCGGCCAUAACCGGGCCAAAAACCAAUUAGCGGAAAGUGAUGUUGCAGUAAUGGCGCCUCAAGUUGUUGUUCUUCGAGAAUCGGGAAGUAGAGACUGUAAUGUUGACGAAAAGGAGUUCUCCGGCGAAGGCGACGUCUCCAACGAAGACGACGACGACGACGACCAGAACGACGGUGCUGCAGAGAUAAACUUCACCAUUUCAUCUUGUUCAACAGGUGACCCGAACGAUUCCGCCGUGUUUCCAACCGGGUCGUCUUCCGACCCUGUCAAUGCCGCCGCCUCUGAAACCACCCCAAAGUUCCCUGUUCCUUCCAUUUUGAAAUCCGCCACCAAAUUUCGGGUCCAAAUGCUGAAAUUCAACAAAUCUAAGAAACCCACAAAGUCCGAAGCGCGUGGGAAGAAGACGUUGCAGAAGGAGGAGCAGGCAGAAUUGAAGGAGAAGAGAGCCGCCGGUAGUGAAGAUCCUAAGCCCAAUAACACUAAUAACAAACUUUUGACGGUGAAGUUGAAGGUUGAAGAAGUGCUGCCGCUGGUUUCGUUAUUGUUCUCGAGGGAUCAUAGUAAUAGCUCAGCAAAUUCAAAGGGUCUGAUUUCUAAUUCCAAUUCCAAAACAAACAAGCGAAAUGGCUUCGAGAUUGAUGGUGAUAUUACCGAUUUUUCUGGUGAAAAUAACGCCACUAGUUCGAGUAGUGAAGAUGAGAAGAAAUUUGCAAAGGAAUUGAUGAACAAGUAUUUGAAGAAAGUGAAGCCCUUGUACGUUCGCGUUUCUAAGAGGUACGGUGACAAAUUGAGGUUUUCCGGGCAACUGGGCAGCGCCCUGAAGUCGGCGACGGUGCCGCCGCCGGAUUGUGCCCAAAAGCCACCUUUGCCGGUGGUCGAAGCUAGUGAAGAAGGGACUGUGGCUGAAGAAGAGGGUGCAGUGACUAAUAAUAAUGUCUUGUUGAAGGGCCAGAAACAGGGGAAUUUACAAGCUGGUUUGCGGGUCGUUUGCAAGCAUUUGGGGAAAAGCCGGUCGGCAUCGGCGUCGGCUCCGGCACCGGGUCCGGGUCCGGCAGCAGGUACGGAGUCGUCGAGAAGGCGGGAUGAUUCGCUGUUGCUGCAACAGGAUGGGAUCCAAAGUGCCAUCAUGCAUUGCAAAAGAUCCUUCAACGCUUCCCGAGAUAUGGAGGGAACCUUAUUAUCAACGAGAUCAGUCCGAAUCAGUAGUAGUGAUCCAUCGAAGAAGAUUCAGAGUUAAAAUUGGUGAAGCAAAGGAGAUGAGAGAUUCUGAAGGACGAGGGCAUUUUGCAUUGGUGGACUUGCGACGACGACGACCCGUGAUUUGUGAAGAAUGACGAAUUUCUCUAUUGUAUUUCGUACGUAACGCAAGUUAGAUAUUUACUCGCAGUAGUAUUGUUUAGAUUAAACUAAAAGGAGAAGGUUAAAUAGUGGGCAGUAGAAUUAAGAUUAAACUAUUAGUUGUAGCAGAGUAGCUGGUAGCAGUCAGUAAUGGCAGUGGGAUAAAUGAAAGGUGUAAAAAGUAGUAAAAACAACCAAAAAAGUAGGUGAGUGUGUGACUGUGUGGAUGGUGUAAGUGUAACGUAGGAGUAGAGAGAACAAAAAGAAAAGGCACAACCUCGGUGCGGUGGUCAACCCUGUCUUCUUUGGUAUUAGUGAUGCCAUUGACCCUAUAUAAACGAUAAGAUUAACAAAACUACUCAACAGCAAUCAUCAUUACUUUUAGUUUUUAGGUUUUCUUGCUUUCUUCCUUGAACUUGCUGCUGCUGCUGCUACUGUAGAAUUAUCUGUUAGAAUAAUCAAUCUAGCAUUGCUAAAAUUUUCUAAUACUGGUAUAGUAAACCUAUCAAAAUACUAUUUGAAGUUUGAUUUCUGAAAAUUUUGAAUUGUAAACCUUUCCUUUAUGGUUUAGCUAUCCAUUUUACAGUUGCAAAGAUGUCAUGAUACCAAUAUUUAUCAGACAGUUUAACA